Molecule: messenger RNA, 1419 nt
Organism: Zasmidium cellare ATCC 36951
Lineage: Eukaryota; Fungi; Ascomycota; Dothideomycetes; Mycosphaerellales; Mycosphaerellaceae
Exons: 1
Coding region: 1-1419 (472 amino acids)
Source: RefSeq, a predicted model, not a curated record
AUGUCGACGGCAGCGCUGGUCGCCGCGGUUGAUCCUUCUCUCAAACUCAAGACUUUCGUGGACUCGCUGGAACUGGGCUCCAGCUUCAACCCGGUCAUGGAGGCUUACUGGACUGGCCUGCCGCAUCAUCGUCGGACGCCUUUUGCGGUCUCGCCCGAUGGCAAGACUGGAUAUCUGGCGUAUUUGGAUAGCAGUGGAACGGGAGUGCAUGUCCAGCAAGUUGAUCCUUCGACUAUGGCGGCCACGGGUACCCCUGUGACCAUCGAGAACGUCAAGGAGGCGGGAGGCCUGGUUGCCCACAACGAUGGGUUCGCACUUCUUGGAAACGAGCCGAUUGCUACUACUGUUGCCAAUGCGCCCCCGAGCGGCACUCCUGUUCCAGCAAUCUAUCGGUACAGCAAUGGCGAGCAGCAGUGGAAAACGUUCGUUGCUGGACCUGGCGUUCACGAGGAGGAUGGUCUCUCGAUGGCACCGGACAUGAAUGGCGAUCUUGUCUGGUCUGAGGAAUCCGAGCUGUAUGGCGCGUACUUCGUCGUCACAGACUACUCCGGCGAUGCUACUGGCCACUUUGGUGACAGCAUCCAGUACGUCAACUCGAACGGUACUCUUGAGACUAUCGAUGGUGCGUCGAGCUCCUGGGGCUGCUCUCACAACACUGGCAUUGCAUUCGAAGCCGCCGACGAAGCUCCAUUCGCCAGUAUCUGCGCGGAGGACCAAGGUGCCAUCUGGCUGAACACGGGUGCCACGGGUAUGAUGAACAAUGGAGUGAAGGUCUCGAACGAAAAUACCACAAACGGAGCUGGUGGCGAGGCCCUGGGCGGUAUGUCAGGCUCAUACUCCGGCCUAGCUCGCUUUGUCAACUCAACCUCUUACAUCUUCACCUGGGUAUCUCGAGGUGCUGCUGAUCUGACCGAAAACGCCUGGAUGGGCGACGGCUACACCGCCGCUCAGAACCGCACCAACGGUCGACGUGUCGCCAUGGCCAUGUUCACAGACAAGUCCACCAAGGCUGCCGCCCAGGCCUCUUCGGAAGUUGGAGCCAGCGGAGACGACCAGGUCAACUGGAUCACGACAGAAAUCGGCGCAGACCGCAGCAACGCCCACGUUGCCGUCUUCGACGACCAGUACGCUCUGAUCUCCUGGGAGGAAAUUGCCGAGCCGAGUUGCGACUUCAUCGCCAUGGGUUGCAGCGGCACGUUCACUGGCUCGUACUUCCAGCUCGUCAACACCUCUGGCCAGAAGAUUGGCGAGCCGCUUAAGAGCAACAACACGUACGUUGCCGGCGAUAUGGUGACGACGAACGAUGGUAGCAUCUGCUGGCCGUAUGUGAACAUGGAGUGGAGGCUGGACGCACCGGCUUUGAGCCUGAACGUUGCGGAUACGACGAAGAUCAGCUUCGCUUGUAUGACUCUUGUCUAG